AAAAAUUCUCGAGAAUUUCCAGCAGAUGAGCCAGUGGCUGUGCUAAGUGCUUGCUCCAGAGAGAGACUGGAAACAUCGGAGAAGGCAGCCUUAUUUACAGAAAACCCCUCUCCCGCCCUCCGUUAGCUAAUUAAAAUUUUUCCAGGGACGUUGCCAUCACGAGUUGCAUCGUUUUUCUGGAAGGCAGCCCACUGCUGUUCCAUUGACCUUUCCCUCAUUCCUGAGUGCUCUGGAGUUAUGUCAACAGCUGCCUUACUUACUUUGGUUAGAAGCGGUGGGAACCAGGUGCGCAGGAGAGCGCUGCUCAGCGCCCGCCUGCUGCAGGACGACAGGUGGGUGACGCCCACGUGCCACAGCUCCACCUCGGAGACCAGGUGCUCUCGGUUUGACCCUGAUGGUAGCGGACGGCCAGCCACGUGGGAUAAGUUUGGCAUCUGGGACAACCGCAUCGAUGAGCCGAUUCUGCUGCCGCCCAGCAUUAAGUACGGCAAGCCGAUUCCCAAAGUCAGCCUGGCGAACGUGGGCUGCGCCUCGCAGAUUGGCAAACGAAAAGAGAACGAAGACCGGUUUGGCUUUGCUCAGCUGACAGAUGAAGUCCUGUACUUUGCAGUGUAUGAUGGCCAUGGCGGACCUGCGGCGGCCGAUUUCUGUCACACCCACAUGGAGAAAUGCAUCCUGGAUUUGCUUCCUAAGGAGGAGAACUUGGAAACUGUGUUGACCUUGGCUUUUCUAGAAAUAGAUAAAGCCUUUGCAAGGCACGCCCACCUGUCUGCUGAUGCGACCCUUCUGACCUCUGGGACUACUGCAACAGUAGCCCUUUUGCGAGAUGGUAUUGAACUGGUUGUAGCCAGUGUUGGGGAUAGCCGAGCUAUUUUGUGCAGAAAAGGAAAACCCAUGAAGCUGACAAUCGACCAUACUCCAGAAAGAAAAGAUGAAAAAGAAAGGAUUAAGAAAUGUGGCGGUUUUGUAGCUUGGAAUAGUUUGGGACAGCCUCACGUGAACGGCAGACUCGCGAUGACCAGGAGUCUUGGAGAUCUGGAUCUUAAAACCAGUGGUGUGAUAGCAGAACCGGAAACAAAGAGGAUUAAGCUACAUCAUGCUGAUGACAGCUUCCUGGUCCUCACUACAGAUGGAAUUAACUUCAUGGUAAACAGUCAAGAGAUUUGUGACUUCGUCAAUCAAUGCCAUGAUCCCAAUGAAGCAGCCCAUGCAGUUACUGAACAGGAAGUUUGGUAAAAGAAAGAAAAACAUUACAAGAAAAGAUAUGGUCUCCUAUUCAUUGCCUGGGAAGUGAGGAACCAAAGGUAGGCUAAGAAACCUGGAAAACUUUCUCCCUCUUUCUGAGUAGGGUCUUGGGACAUAAACAUGGAAGCUACAUUUAGGAGUAUGGAGAGUUUCCAAACUAACAAGCAAAAAGAAACUCUAAAGCACAAGAUGACCUUCUAAAAAUGUAGGUUUUAUUUUUGUUUUGAAUUCUUCACAUUGCUAUUCCUCUCUUUUACUUUAAAAAACAAGCGUGGGAGUGAUGUUGUUGACUUCAGAGGUUUAAGAGUCACUGAUGCAUUGGGUGGAUUGCCAUCUGUGACAAAGAAGAAUUUGUAGGACAUGUAGGCCUUGGUCUGGAGUGGAUUUUGCUCUGCUCAACCUGAAAGUUUUUAAAACCCGAAACUAGUCAGCUUUGACUAAAGCAUAAAAACACACUAGUGUCUGUUUUUCAAGCCACAAUGUUGAAGUAUAACUUAUAGAUUAUUAUAAUCCAUAAAAGAUAAGCAUACACGUAUUAGGCUUCUAAGUCUAUUACUGGGAAUUAUGCAAAUAGUAGUGGAACAAAAGGACUGUUCUAAAUCGUUUUUUAGUUAUAACUGUGAAUUUGCCAUGUGGCUAUUACCAUGUGGGUAUAGGUAUGGUGUAAAUUAUAUUAAUGUAAUUAAACUUAAAUCAAUUGUAUUUAUGUGUGCCUUUCAUUUAUAUGUAGUAUAUAAAUCAUCUUUCUAAAAUGUGUUGCCUAACUUUGCCAUCAUUGAUUUGGCAAAAUAGUCUUAAAAUCAUUGUGAUUUUUCACAAGUAUAAAUUCUUAAAUACCUUAUAUAGUCAAGUGUAAAUGCAGUCCUGCUUUCCAUCAACUGUUUGUUACAGACCCUUGUGUUAAGUGCGUCAAAGUUUUAUGCACUUUUUCUGAAAAAAUAAAGUUUUGGCAGGAUCAGUUUUGAAUUUCUGUACUGUAUGAUGGGAAUUACUUACUUUGAAGAAUUGUUAGCAUGUAAUUUAAAUAGAAAUUAUUUUUUCUAAGUGGAAUUUAAUUUUUUUUUAAACAAAUCUUGGCAGAGAAUGAGUAGGCCUAUACUAACUCUUCAGUAUCAGACAGGACAUUUAGUUUUCUUUCUAAGAAUGGACAAGGAUUUAAUUUCACAGUAAUAUUAUAAUAAGAAAAUGCUUCAAGGUGCAGUGGGGGAAGGGAUGGUUAAAGUUUAGCAUUGAACCCUUAAACACAAACGUGUAUUUGUAUUUUCCUUUAGCACUUCAGCUCACAUACCCGCGUCUGUGCAAAGUGACAUAAAAUUCUGGUUGGGUUACGUUUUAUUGCAUUUAUUAUAUUCACUUAUCUGGAUGACUUCAGCAGAAAUAAAAAGUCAUGUCUUUAGAAGCCAAACUGUGAUGACCUGCCUGUUGCUUUUGGCAUCUGGAAUGAGACCGCUUGACUCUCUGGCAGCUCCCCUUGGUUGUUAGAUGGUUGAAAUGGUCCACGGAUGGUCAUACUGCGCACUCUAGGCUGUGAAGUCAUGGCGUUGUUCCAUCUCCAAGAAUGACUCUUCUUCCACUGGAUUUCUGUACAGAAUUUAGCAGUUUGCUGUCUCCCAAAUUAGUUUCUGCUAAAGUGCUCUUGUGUACAUUUGUUUUAUAAUUUACCAAAGUACUAAUUGGGUGUAUAGCACUUCUGGAGUGGGCUGAUGUAAUUGCUGCUUUGACCAUUGUUUUAAAAGUAUGUAUUAGAGUAACUGUAAGCAUACUAAAAUCAUAUUUCAGUGUUCAAAGCAACAUUUAAAUAAAGUACA
Messenger RNA from Eubalaena glacialis (North Atlantic right whale), 3053 nucleotides. RefSeq names its product protein phosphatase, Mg2+/Mn2+ dependent 1K (gene PPM1K). Bases 238 to 1236 code for a protein of 332 amino acids. The record is from RefSeq and is a predicted model, not a curated record. Gene Ontology annotation, molecular function: protein serine/threonine phosphatase activity; cation binding. Lineage: Eukaryota; Metazoa; Chordata; Mammalia; Artiodactyla; Balaenidae. The transcript has 7 exons. Gene Ontology annotation, biological process: protein dephosphorylation.